Messenger RNA from Schistosoma margrebowiei, 846 nucleotides. NCBI's taxonomy places the organism in Eukaryota, Metazoa, Platyhelminthes, Trematoda, Strigeidida, Schistosomatidae. The record is from the annotation of a GenBank genome assembly.
AUGGCUUUAUCGUUUGACGACAAACUUCUUGGGGAAAAGGUCCAUAAUUAUUGUAGCAGCAGUGAAGGCGAAGAGGACACUGGCGAGAGUCGGAACAAGAGUAACCCUUCUACUAUUGUUCCGAAAAGUUUAAAUCCUCAAAAUAUAUCCUAUCUUGGCUCUCCACAGACUGGACCAAAGGGUGUAGUUGCUGAUUAUAAACGUUUUAAAAGACUGGAAAAUGAACGGAACGCUGAGAAAGAACGAAAACUUGUCGAAUAUACCAAACAGCAUUCCUUUAGUUGCAGACCUUACAGUAAAGAUGUAAAGGAAGAUGAACAUACCCAUUCGACCUUAAACGCUUCAGAUGAUAGCGACGAUGACUUUUUGACUCAAUAUCGACAGAACAGAAUAAAUGAACUAAGAAAAGCCAACGAAAGUUUACCCACUUUCAACAAGAUCUACGAUCUGGUAGCGGAUACAUUUAUUGAGGAGAUAGAUAACACAAACGAGAACACGACUGUUAUUGUUUUUAUAUAUGAAAAUGGCAAUAAAUCAUGUGCAAAAGUCAACACUUGUCUCGAAAAAAUAUAUCACGGUUAUCCGCACGUGAAGUUUUGUAGAAUCCGAGCUUCUGAGGCUCAUCUCAGUUACCGAUUCUCUCACCGUGGUGUUCCUGCUAUUGUGGUCUACAAAAAUGGAGAGCUGAUAGGGAAUCUACUUUCCAUUACUAAGGAUCUUGAUCUGGAGUUCUAUCCAAACGAUCUGGAGAAUUACUUAGUUGAGUAUGGAUUUCUGCCUGAUAAAACGGUCGUCCAGUCUACUGCAGUGAUUAAUUCGUGUUCUCAUCUUUGUAAAAAAAAUUAA